Molecule: messenger RNA, 1511 nt
Organism: Chlorella variabilis
Lineage: Eukaryota; Viridiplantae; Chlorophyta; Trebouxiophyceae; Chlorellales; Chlorellaceae
Exons: 8
Coding region: 69-1511 (480 amino acids)
Biological process (GO): autophagosome assembly; piecemeal microautophagy of the nucleus; reticulophagy
Cellular component (GO): phagophore assembly site; extrinsic component of membrane
Molecular function (GO): phosphatidylinositol-3-phosphate binding
Source: RefSeq, a predicted model, not a curated record
CGCGCCAAGGCGGCACCGCUUCAUCUGCCACGGCCGCCGCCGCAACUGGCUGGUCUGAAUUGCGCCGCAUGCUGGGCUACCAUGCGUCAGUGCACCGUGUGCGUGGUGGGAAGACUUGCAUGGUGCAGUUUGUGGUAGAGGCCAUCCGCGCCGAGCCGGGAGCAGAAUUGGAGUACCGCAUACAAGCCCAGCUUCUGCCGCUGUUGCUGCACCUGGAUCAGGCGGCCUUGGCCUUCCUGCAACAUUUCUUCGCCCCUACUGCCGACGGCUUUGGGGGCGAAAGCAGUGGCACCAAGCCGGGGACCAGUGACGUGGUGCCCCCGUCUUCCACAGUUGGGGACUUGUUUUUCCAACGGUGCGAGGUGCAGCCCUUCACGCUAACCAUCAAUUAUCGGCCCCACCGCGUUGACCUGACAGCCCUCAGCAGCGGCCAGCUGUCGGAGGUGUUGAACCUGGUGCCAUGGGGCGGCGUUAGCCUGCAAUUCCGCCACUUACGUCUGUUCGGCAUUCAAGGGCUGGCUGGCAUCGGCACUUCUGUCGCGUCUGCCUACGUCGAGGACAUUGCGCGCUUUCAGGCUCAUCGCUUUGUUGGAGGCAUUGCCCCGAUUAAGUCCAUCUGCCGGGUGUCUUCUGCAGCCGCACAGCUGCUGGCGAUACCCAAGCAGCAGCUGUACGCACGCAGUAGCCAUGGAGGUGGUGGUGGCACCCUGUCGUUAACGGCACUGGUUGACGAGGACUUUCGCCGCCAAAUGCAACGUGGCCUAGCAGGCUUUGUGCGCGCAGUAGCUUUGGAGGCGCUCAACCUGGGUGCCACCAUGGCAGCAGGCGCAGAGGUGGCGCUGGCGGGGGAAUCGAGUGCCUCGCAUACGGCUGGUGUGAAACAGGCAUUGCGGCAGCAGCUGGUGCGCGCCUGGAAUUGCAAGCCAGCAUGGCCGAGCCGGACCGGGUCCUGGCCUGGGCGUUUUGAGGACAACCUGGCGCUGAUGCGCGAGGGGACCGAUCUCGCCGCCGGCUCGCCUUGCUGGUGCCGGCGCUGGCAGCAGUUUCUGCUGUCGGCACCCACGGACAGCGGAACGAUCGUGUGGCUGACGGAGCUGGAUGAGAAGACCGUGGUGGAGCGCGCAGCAGCAGCUUACCUUCGCCAGUCCCUGGAGCCCGCGCUGACCAAGCCGGAGCCCGAGAGCAGCAGCCAGCAGCCAGCAGCAGCCAGCAGCAGCCAGCAGCAUCUGCCAAUAGCAGCAGCCCCCAGCAUGCACUGGGGGGCGGAGGAGCAGGGGCGCCGCACUGGCACGCCCCGCGAGCAGUGCGUGUGCCCCGCCCUGGAUGGCCCUGGCGGCAUUGAGGACACCCGACACAUCCUGUUUGUGUGCCCCGUGUAUGCCGCCGAGCGCGAGCGCUGGCCGGAGCUGUUCCACGAGUUCCUGGGCCUGCCGCCGGCGUCCGUCCCUGUAGCAGGACUAGCCUCCGCUAUCCCGCUGAUCGCUCUAUCUGACUAUGGCUCUCUCUGCUAA